Racocetra persica is the source of this 3675-nucleotide messenger RNA. The record is from the annotation of a GenBank genome assembly. NCBI's taxonomy places the organism in Eukaryota, Fungi, Glomeromycota, Glomeromycetes, Diversisporales, Gigasporaceae.
AAUACAGGACAAGAUGCAUUACUUUCGCACCUUCGUCCACAUUAUUUAGCCAUUGCUUAUUCUUGGAUUGGCGUCUUGACACUGGAAUCUAGAAAACAAGCUAUUGGCGCAUUUAAGCGUGCCUUGAUAAUUUGGAGAAGUAUUUUAGCAAACAUUCCUCUAUGUUUUGAUGGGAAUACUGCUUCGCAACACGAUAUUGAAAGAACUAAAAAAAACAUUGAUGAUGUGGAAAGAUUCUACGGACAUCUUCAAAUGCUGUCUGAUUUUUUUGGAAUGUCAAAUCAGCCGAUCAAUCAUAUUUUGACAUUAAAGCUGAUGUUAGGACUAAAUAAUGGCAUCAAAGAUGAUGUAAAAGAUUCUUAUUCGGAUUCAGUAGCCUUAUACAUCCAGAUUGGUAAAAUUUACCUUAAUCUUGGAUAUACGGGUAAAGCUGGAUUGGCGUUUUCGCAAGCAAAAGUCAUUCUUGAUUCUCAUAGAUGUGUCGAUGAUGUACAUUUGUCAUGGAUGUUGGGAUAUAGUCAUUACCUAUGUGCUAUUGGAAACAUGGAUAAAAGCAUUUUGAUCUUUAACCAGACAAAACCCUUUGCUGAUCGUAGGAUUACCCAAAAUGAUGCCCGCCAUAGAAAACAUGAACAGUGUUUGCUGGCGGAUGCUUAUUUGGCGCGCUCAUAUAUUUCAAUACGUUUGGGUAUCUUGGAAGAUGCCAUUGUUUACUGCACAGAGGCCGUACGACUGCUUAACAGGUUGAUGAAAAGUAUUAAUAAAAGUUCAAGAUGUUUAAAGGAUCAAAUGAACGCAACUGCCAACCCGUUUCUUGUUGACGAUAAAACAACAGACGAGUCUAGUUUAGUUAAAGAUGGGAAUCAUAUCGGCGGAUUUUUGACGUUGUCAGCUCAACGUUUGCAAUGGCGUGUAACUAAUAAAUUUCUUGAAUGUUUUAAUCAACUUGGUCGGCUCCACAUAUUGCGCGGAUGCGCUAAAGAAGCAGAUUAUUUUUUCAAGGAGGCUUUAAAUUUAAUUGAAACUACAAAAGCAAAUUCUGCUAUGAGUCUUUUUUUACUUAACAUUGCUGAAUUAGAAUAUAGAAAGCAUUGCUGGAAAGUGAGUAAAGAAAAAUUGGAUAAAGCAUUAGAGUAUCAACUGAAGGUCGAUAUUUUUCAAAAAGAAGUUGCUUUGGCGAAUCUGUGCCUGGGUGACUUUAAGCAUCGAGAAGGCGAUUUCAAAUAUCUGCAAGGAGAUUCCAAAUUUCAGUUGCAUUGUUAUAAAUGUGCAUUCGAAUGCUAUCAGCACGCAAACAAUAUUUUGGCUGAUAUUAUGAAAGAGGAUUAUAUAACGAAGCUUGAAUGUACAGAUGCGAGCAUAUUUCAAACACCAACGUGUAAAAAAUUUAUCACAGAUUAUCCAACUAGCCCAAUUACUAAACUUACAGGUGAUGGUGCAGUUCAGUAUGAAUGCUUUUUACUUUCAUACAUGAAAAGCGAAUUGCUUCGUCGUCAAGGUUGGGUGUUAAGUAAGCAAGGGAGUGUCAGUGAGGGCAUUAAAUUGAUUGAACUCAGUUCAUAUUCAAAUCAAUCAUGCCUUGAAAAGGCAGAGCACUUAUUUGUAUUGAGCAAAGCUCAUAUUAUGAAUAUAAAUGAUACACUAAUGAACCAAAACCGUUUGGUGUUUGAUAAUGUUCGAGAUUCUGUAUUUUCCCUUCCUUUGAUGGGAAAAGCUAACAAAAAAAGGCCACGAAGGGUAUUUAAAUCAAAGACAGAGAUUUCAUCUAAUCUGCUCCAGGAAAUUGAUCAAGUGAUUGAAUAUUUAACAAAAGUUUAUGAUCUGGCCUAUGAAUGUGGUCCAACACAGCUAUUGCAAGAAACUUCAUUGAGUAUUACAAUGAUGAAUGUGAUCAAAUCUUAUGGACAAGAUCAAAACCUUAAUCAGUCUGAAGUGGCAACUAUGUGUGCUUAUUAUUUGGAAAUGACUAAAGCACUUACUACUAAAAGACAAAUGAUUGCUAAAUUGAAUGAAAAAUUACAAUUCUCCGUGACGUAUGAUGAUAUGCAAUGGCCAAAACAGAUUACAACAUCUACAUGCUUAAAUGACAUCAAAGAUUGUGAUGAUGAUUCAGACGAUGAAACUGAUUCUCAAAGGGAUUUUUUAAAAACUUUAUUAAAGCAAUAUACGAAAGAAUCAUCAUUAACUUAUGAACAGUUUCAAUCCGAAUUCUUGGACAUCUUACCGCAUAAUUGGGUUGUCUGUUCGAUUUCUAUUGAUAUUGAAACAAAUGAUAUGUAUAUUUGUCGAUACCGAAGAAAAAUAUCACCCUUAUUGCUAAGAUUGCCCUUGAAACGUCAGUCGAUCAGAGAAGGUGAUGAGGGUGGCUUUACCUAUAGUGAUGCGAUUAAGGAAUUCAAUGAUAUACUAGAAUUGAGUAAUCAAAGUAUGCGAGCUGGUAAAAUGUCACAGAAUAAACAUGAAAAGGUAGAAUGGUGGAAAGAAAGGACACAAUUGGAUUUGAGGCUUAAAGAAUUGCUUGAUAAUAUUGAGAAUUAUUGGCUUGGUGGUUUUAAGGGAAUUUUAAUGGCAAAUACACAUCAUGAUCCCAAUCAAAUUUCUCGUUUUAAAGAAAAAAUGGAUAGUAUAAAUUUUAAAUGUGAUGUGCGCAAACCGUCUGUUAAACAUCAAAUAAAAAACAAGCUUGAUAUUGAUGUAGAAUUAUAUAAGUCGUUACUUCGUUUAGGUGCAUAUCCCAAAGAUGAGGAUAUUGAAGAUGUCCUUUAUUUCCUUGUGGAUGCUUACAACAAAUAUAAUGACGAACAGAUUGGGUAUGAUGAAAUUGAUUGGGACAAACUCACUAUUGACGUUCGACAAAUAAUUUCUGGCAUUAAUUUUGUUGAAUCAUCUCAGACUGAUGAUCAGCAUGUGAUUUUGAUUCUCGACAAAAAUGUUCAAAUGCUACCAUGGGAAAGUUUACCAUGCUUGCGGUCUCAAGCUGUUUCGCGAUUGCCUUCCCUGUCAUUUUUAAGAGAUCGUAUAAUGUUUAUGAAUCAUAUCAAUAAUCAACAAUGCGAAUCGAACAUUUCGAACUACGUUAUUGACCGACGCAAGGCCUUUUAUGUUCUCAAUCCGAGUCAAGAUUUAAAGUAUACACAAAAUGAAUUUGAAGAUUUCGUAAAGAGUUUUCAAGGGUGGGAUGGAGUUAUUAGUCGCCCUCCUUUUGAACAGGAAUGCAAAAAUGGUUUGGCAAAUAAUGACCUUUAUAUUUAUGUCGGCCAUGGUACUGGAGAGCAAUAUAUUCGAAGUCAUCGUAUUAGAGCCCUUGACCGUUGUGCAGUUACACUGUUAUUUGGAUGUAGUAGUGGCCAUUUGUGUGAUGGAGGAGAGUUUGACCCAUCGGGUACAGCUUUAAGUUAUAUAAUAGCAGGCUGUCCGGCACUUGUUGCUAAUUUGUGGGAUGUCACGGAUAAAGAUAUUGACCGGUUUAGUAAGGCACUUUUCAAUCAAUGGGAAUUGUGUCCUGGUGAUGUAGGUAUUAAUGAUGAUGUUAGGAGUUAUCAUUCCAAGAUUGAUGUGAAUUCAAGAGGGGAAGUAUCAUUGGUACAAGCUGUAUCAAUGGCAAGGAACGAAUGUAAAUUGAAAUAUUUAAUUGGCGCAGCACCGGUUGUUUACGGUAUUCCUUGUUAUUUAUAG